UUAGGCAAUGAGAAGGACUGGAUUCUCUUGCCGGGAUACUCUGAUCAAAUUCUUCAGUUUCUUGCCACGGUAGGCAACCAGGCACUUGUGAGGCAUGUAGAUAGCAUAGAUCGUCGGUUUAACCUCAUCAAAGAUCUACCCAUCCAACGUUGUCCAUCGGUGUACACUUCGCCACAGCACAGAUUCAGCAUCGAACUUCCUGAAUUCCAACAAGCAUCUGUCCGCGUCUUUGUGUCCUCCACCUUCCGAGAUAUGAGCGGCGAGCGUGACCUCAUCUCGGGUCUAGUCUUUCCAGCUCUCAGGAAGCAGCUCUCAAAACUCGACUUUCCUGUCCACCUGAAUGAGAUUGAUCUGCGCUGGGGGGAGCUGGUGCGUGCCCUGCCAAAGAAGCUGUGCAAACAAGCCCUCAGAGUUUACAAACCUGGCAUGUCCAUCACAGAGUUAGAGGCCUCCCUCUUUCUCGAUGUGAAUUACCAGAACGAAAAGCGUCUGAUCUGCUGCCUUCGGGACCCAAAAUGUUUGGAGUACGUUUGA
Molecule: messenger RNA, 534 nt
Organism: Dibothriocephalus latus
Lineage: Eukaryota; Metazoa; Platyhelminthes; Cestoda; Diphyllobothriidea; Diphyllobothriidae
Source: the annotation of a GenBank genome assembly